AGGAGUCAUGGCUGAUAAGAACCAACUAGUAGUAGCAGUGCGGACUGAAGCCGCACCCCCAGCAUAUCCAUACGUUUUUCGCCGUGCAUAUAUCUGCGGUCAUCCUGACGAGUUCGUCCAAGUCUCAAAACCAGCGAACCAGAAAAGAGUCUCACAUACAGUCAUAGAUCCAAACCAGGUCGAGGGUCAGAAGAAAGACUGGCCAGAGUACAAGCUGGUACGGUGCCGACCAUGCGCAAUGAGGUUACGUGAAGAGCAUCGCAACAUGCAAGAGAGCGGAAAAGGAGAAAGAAUCAGAUCGGUAGCGGUCUACCAAGGGGAGACGAUGCGUCCUGACCGAGGAUUGCUCAGUGAGGCCAGAUCAGGGUUCGAAGCUGCAAUGAAGCAAUUGGACCGCGUCAGUUGUUGCGGAGGAGAAGAGGAGGAACAAUGGCCACUCAUGAAUGAAAUUAUCGGUAACGACGAUGAUUCUAUCAAAGUGGUGAGAUUCCUUGAUGGUCGUCGCAAGGUGGACUCGCCGGCAUCUUCGCCUUCGUCGUUUGCCCACACUUUCGGUGACAUGUGGCCCCUUCGAGGAGGUGGCGAGGACGAUGACAUUGGUUGCUGGGCGAAUUGCGAAACCUGUAGCCGAGGUCGUCGACGAAAGGAUAGUGCUUUUGAGGUCCACCAGAACACCACGCCGAAGUCUAAGAGCGAGAAGUGCACCAGCAGGGAGCCAGGAGAGCAAAGAGAAUACCUCCGAGACCUUCAUCUGGAUGCUCCACGCACGCCAAGGGUGGUCACCAUCGGCUCCACAAGCGACUUGGACUGGCUCAGGUUCUCCUACCUGCUCCGCAAUAAGAAUUUGAGCUUCGACGACAUUGCAGAGCUUGUAUCGCGAUAUGUGCCCAAUGAUAGCAAUCUCCCAGAAAAUGAUCCCGCGCAAGAAGAGGUUACAGCUGUCGGGGAAUCGAACACGCGCAACAGUACAUGGCGGAUUUCUGUACGUCAAUCGGAAAUCGUUGAAUGGGAUGUGUCGACUCUUGCAAAAAACGGGCAUACAUCAACAACGAGCGGCGUUGGAAACGACAAAGACCAGUCCAGUGAGCUAAGAUGCGGAGCGGGAGUUCUUAAGUCCAACGGCAUAGACGUCUGCCACCACGCGCCAACUCAACUACAGAAUCCUUCGAAGACUGUGAGCAUCGAUGGAGCGACAGAGCAUUCCCCCCAGCGUGAGCAUUUCGGAGAUUCAGACCAGUUUUAUGAUCGGUGUUCCAGCGAAGAUCAAGAGGUAUCCCGAUCAUGCUUCUCAUCCGAUUCAUCAGUGGACUCGGUCGACUUUUCGAAAGCAGAAAUCGGUAUCCUGGCGACCAAUAUGAGACCUACCAUGUUAUCUUGGCUGAGGCCAAAGAGGAAAUUCGAUAGCCUCCACGGGGGCACAAAGCCAGACUCAUCGGGUCCUAAGGAAUCUUCGGUUGGCCUCUGGAAGCGAAUCAGCAGAACAACAGCCCCCACAAUGAACGACACCCUGAAGGAGAAAGUCGACCGGAAGUUGCAAGUCAAACUCUCCAACGCCAAGUUGCGAGCUUCCAGCGCAAGCCAGAUACCUACCACCGAUUGCCAUCCUGCAUUCCGAGAACAAGCCGACACGCCAAACGUCCAACCGGAGCUUUUCACCUCAUCUCACAUCUUCAACGCCAUGAGAGCCUUCAGCAGCCAUCGCGCAAGCCAAACCGUACCCAGCGACACCACCAAAUCCCAAAGAGGAAGUCACGGCUCUAGCUUCAGCAGACCAAGGCCUGUCAGCACUCAUUCCACCGACAUCAUGCCAUACGGUUUUCACCGGCCGUACAGGCCUAGCCCAUUGAAACACGUAACCCGGGUCACAUCGCUAGACGUGAACAAAGGACUUCCACCUUUGCCCCCAGAAGCGCGGCGGCUCGCGCAUCAGGCUUCACACGCGAGGUUAAAGGACCUGCAGGCUGUGAAGCAGAUGGCUAUUCGGAAGGCGAUCAAUGAGUGUAUAGGUGAGAUGGCGAAGGCGUAUUGAAUGAUACAAUCG
Molecule: messenger RNA, 2041 nt
Organism: Alternaria rosae
Lineage: Eukaryota; Fungi; Ascomycota; Dothideomycetes; Pleosporales; Pleosporaceae
Exons: 1
Coding region: 8-2029 (673 amino acids)
Source: RefSeq, a predicted model, not a curated record